Molecule: messenger RNA, 5562 nt
Organism: Achroia grisella
Lineage: Eukaryota; Metazoa; Arthropoda; Insecta; Lepidoptera; Pyralidae
Product: cholesterol transporter ABCA5-like
Exons: 37
Coding region: 1-5562 (1853 amino acids)
Biological process (GO): lipid transport; transmembrane transport
Cellular component (GO): membrane; intracellular membrane-bounded organelle
Molecular function (GO): ATP binding; ABC-type transporter activity; lipid carrier activity
Source: RefSeq, a predicted model, not a curated record
AUGAGUGGUACCGAUGGGGUGGUCGGAAGCGCGCGGGACGAUGGACGCGACUCGCCGGCAAGCACUGACCAGCUAACGAAAUGUGCAGAGAAGGAGUCCUGCGAGGCGGAUUACGUUGCGAUAGGUAGCCGGCUGAGGGGCGCGAUGGGGACUCGUCCACCAGCUCGCUUCUGGCCCCAACUGUGGGCCACCGUCGUCCGGAAUCUUCUGCUCAAGAAACGCGACACACGGAAGACCCUCGCAGAAGUGCUGGUCCCUCUCUAUUCUCUGGGCGUCCUGAUCUUCCUGAAGAUGCUGGUGCCGAACCCUAACUUCCCAGAGGUUCGGGAACCUGGUCGAAUUCUCCGCAUUCACCAUGAUGCUUUUCCGGAGAAUCAUUCAGUGGCGGUGGUGGCGGAUUGGUGGAAAGCCAAUGGGACUGUGAGUUUUUUGGAGGACAUCAACAGCAUGCUUCUCGAGUCCGGACAGCCUGCCAUUCAUUGGAUCCGGUACAACGACACCACAGAGCUGAACGACGCGUACCACAACGACAGCAAGAACUUCCCCAUCGCCGUCAUCUUUCACACAGACCCCAGCGUUUUCGGAGAACCACUGCGGUACACCAUCAGAACCAACCCAUCCCACUCUGGGACUCCUUCUACACGCACCCUGACCACCUCCCCUGCUAAAUGCAGGGAGCGUACUGUGAAGGACUGGUCCUCAGACUGGUCUAGAGGUGGCCAGCUGAUCCCACUCUCGGAGAUGCACAGGGAAGACGCCUGUCCCGUUCUACAGUAUUAUUACUCUGGAUUCCUCGCUUUACAGACUCUGAUAGACUAUAUAAAGAUCAAGGUGGAUACAGGAACAGCAAUUCCACCUCCCCGAAUAGAACUGCGUCAGUUCCCCAAGCGCCAGCACACCGGGGACUGGCUGGUCAUCUUCAGAGUGAUCAUGCCUAUGUAUAUGGUGAUGACGCUGUCACAGUUCAUCACGUACCUCCUCAUGUUUGUAGUUGGGGAAAAAGAGAAGAAAAUCAGGGAGGGAAUGAGGAUUAUGGGCUUGAAAGAUUCGGUGUACUGGGGCUCCUGGUUUCUUAUCUACGCAGUUUUCGUUACUAUCUUGUCCUUCGUUAGCACAGUUUUACUCUUCACUCUGAAGGUAUUUCAACAUUCUUCGUAUAUCCUAAUAUUCUUGCUGAUGCUGCUGUUUGGAUUCACCAUCAUCACGUUUGCCUUCAUGUUAACGCCGUUCUUUGAUAGAGCCAGGACGGCCGGCAUCCUCGGCAGCUUUGCAGUAAAUUUGAUGAGUGGUCUGUACUUCAUCCAAGUGUUCGUUUCUAACGCGGACUCGCUCGCCUUCUGGUUCGUCUCGCUCAUCAGCUCCAGUUGUUACGCGCUUGCUAUGGACAAGGCUUUGGUCUUGGAUAUGGCCGGUGUGGGCGUGACAUGGGAGAACCUCUGGAGUGGACCUGGGGUACCGUUCGGUGGCAGUCUGAUCAUGAUGGCAGUGGACACAGUACUAUAUGGCCUGGCAGCGUACUGGCUCGAUGCUGUCAUACCUAGUGAAUACGGCAUCAAACAGAAGCCAUGGUUUUGUCUAUUGCCGUCUUUCUGGAUCGGUAGCAGACGUGGGAGAGUUUCAGCUAUACACUUCCACUCUAACGGCGAAGCAGCGCAUAACAAGGAUAUCGAACCUGUACCCAGGGAGCUCCAAGAAAAAGAAGCCAUCAGAAUUGUAGGCCUCCAAAAGAGUUUCAGACACUGUCGGAAACCUGAAAUCAAAGCUAUCGACGGCAUCGAUCUGAGCAUCUACGAAGGUCAGAUCACUGCUGUUUUGGGGCAUAAUGGUGCUGGCAAGUCCACGCUCUUCAAUAUCCUUACUGGACUCACCACGCCCACUGCUGGGACUGCUUAUGUAUAUGGACUGGACGUCAGGGAUCCGAACGACAUGUACGAGAUACGGCAGAUGAUAGGCGUGUGUCCUCAACAAGACGUGCUCUUCGAUUUGCUGUCCGUGAAGGAACAUCUGCAGUUCUUCGCUGCUGUAAAAGGCAUACCUCGCAAAAGGAUACCAGAUGAGAUUCACAAGUCGCUAGCGGAUGUCGGGCUGCUGGAUCAGGCCGGAGUGUUCUCUAAACAUCUGUCCGGCGGACAGAAGCGGAAGCUUAGUAUAGCCAUCGCUUUCAUUGGUGAUCCUAAAAUUAUAAUACUGGACGAGCCAACAGCUGGCGUAGACCCAGUAUCCAGGAGGCAGACUUGGAGAAUAUUGCAGAGAGCGAAGCGCGGGAAAGUAUUGUUGCUGACAACUCACUUCAUGGACGAAGCUGAUAUAUUGGGAGAUAGGAAAGCUGUGAUCAGUAAGGGCAGAGUGCGGUGUGCUGGGACUUCUCUGUUUUUAAAGAAUAAAUUUGGUAUCGGAUACCAUUUGACUCUGGUUCUGGACGGCGCAUGCCGUGAGCACCAGAUCACGCGUCUGGUGCGUGGUCACGUGCCUCGCGCGGAGAAGGCCCGCCGCCACGGACGCGAGCUGUCGUACAUCCUGCCGCACUACGCCGUGCACCUGUUCCCUCCACUCUUCCACGCCAUCGAGCACGAGAUCAAGGAGAAGACCAACCGGCUGGGUGUUACAAGUUAUGGCGUCUCAAUGACAACAUUAGAAGAGGUCUUCCUCAGUUUGGAAGGGGAGAAUGCUGAGGAGACGGAAGCUGUGGAAGGCGUAUCAUCAGUGAAGUUGGUGAGAGCACGAGCCCUCUCCAGGAGUCUAUCAUUGCAGAGCAAGACGCUUAGUUAUCAGGAGUUAAAUGAUAAAGAAACUCAGAAGACCACAUCACUACCAACGCCUCCGGCUUCACACGCGUUGCAUUCCACCACCCACGGCGUUGAACACGUCAAGGUAUUUGUGACACCUGAAGCGCCAGUAUCAGUGGACGCACUGGGCGAGACUGUGAAGACAAACCCAUCGUGCUGGCGGACGUUCUGCGCUCUCGUCUACAUCCGGACUGUGAGGAUGAUACGCGAUCCGUACAAAUUAUACGUUAUGAUCUUCAUGCCUAUCAUUUCGUGUGCUCUUGGUCUUUACAUGAAGUCCCGGCAAAUAGUAUUUUUUCGGAUGCAACCUCUCACUCUGGAUCCCGACGCAUAUUUCAAUAAGACCCCAAUAGCAAUACACAGUGAACAAAACAAUUACAAAGAGCUGUCCGGUUUACGGGUCUCAUUAGAGCUCCUUGGGGCACACCCUAUUAUAGAUUUUAACGGAAGCUUUGCAAGUUUACUGGACAUGGAGAAUUUUGGUGCUUUCAGUUUAAGGGAAAGUCUUAUUCCCUAUGCGAAAAUUAUGGCCUACUAUAAUAGCACUUAUACGCACAGUUUGCCUAUUAUAGUCAAUUUAUUAGAUAAUAGCAUUUAUAGAGUAUUAAUGUCUACAACUGGUCUCAUGGAGAACUUCAAACCGAUCGAAGUGUUGACGCAUCCGUUCCAGCAAACGGAGCAACAGGAGGAAUUCAACGUUGGUAACGUGGUCUGUGCCAUCUUCAUGGGCAUGAUCUUCGCUCUUGUGCCGGUCACGCUGGCUGUUGACAUCGUGUACGAUCGCGAGAUAAAAGCUAAAAAUCAGCUACGGGUGAAUGGCCUCUCAAUGAGUAUGUACUUCCUCACGUACUUCACUAUACUGAUCUUCAUCAUGAUCAUCACCAGCGCCGGAGUACUUGUUCUUGUGAUACUCAACGACAUUCCAAGCUUAACGAACGGGUCAGCCAUCACGAUGCUCUCCGGCCUGCUGUUGUUGUACAGCCCGUCCGCCAUUUUGUUCAACACGUGCCUCUCGUACGUGUUCGACAAAAUGGACUCCGCGCAAAGCAUUAUGCCGAACAUUACCACGUGGGUUGGGGUCAUACCUUUUAUAUUGGUGGCUGUUCUGGACACGUUUAAAUGGGGCAGUGACAUAGCAUUCUAUCUACACUUGGUGUUCAGUUUUCUGGACGUCAUGUAUAUACCGUACGCCAUCAUAUACUAUGUUGAUAGGGUGUACCUGACGUGCAACCUGCGCGGGCUGUGCCCGCAGCCGGCGCUGGCGCAGUACCUGACGGCGGAGGUGGUGGUGCUGGUGGCGGCCAUGCUGCUGCACGUGCCGCUCUGCGGGGCCGCGCUGCUCGCCGCCGACAGGCUCAAGUCUGGCGGACGGAUCUGCUCCAGGCCCCGAACCGCGUCAGAAACCAAAAGCGAUCUAGAAGCCGACGCGGGGGGCGAGGUGGGCGAGGACGAGGACGUGAGGCGCGAGCGACGCCGCGUGGCGAGCAUACUCAACCAAACCGCCAACACUUCGCCCGUGCUAGUUGUCCAUAAUCUACGCAAGGAGUACAAAGUCCGCGGCACCGGCACUACGGGGUGCUGCGGGGGCGGGGGGGGGGCGCGGCGCGCGGGGCUGGCGCGGCUCAGCCUGGCCGUGCACGGGGGGGAGGUGUUUGGUCUGCUCGGACACAACGGCGCCGGGAAGACCACCACCAUGAAGAUCAUCACGGCGGAGGAGAGGCCCACCUGUGGCGCGGUAAUGCUGGGCGGACAGAACGUAGACGAGGCCCAGACAUCUGCAUUCCAAAUGCUAGGAUACUGUCCCCAGCACGACGCUCUCUGGAAGAACGUCACCAUCCGGGAGCAUAUCGAGUGUUACGCUGCUAUCAGGGGAGUUAGCAAAAGUGAUACUCCCAGAAUAGUGGACGCGUAUCUUAACGGGCUCCAAAUAAUGGAGCACGCAGGGAAACACGCAGACGAAUGCUCGGGCGGGACGAAGCGGAAGUUGUCGUUCGCGCUGGCGAUGGUGGGCAACCCCAAGGUGGUGCUCCUGGAUGAACCGUCCACCGGCAUGGACCCGAGGAGUAAGCGGUUCCUGUGGGACACCAUCCUAGCUAGUUUCCAGGGUAAAAAAGGUGCUAUUCUAACAACACAUUCCAUGGAAGAGGCUGAUGCUUUAUGUUCAAGAGUUGGGAUAAUGGUGAAAGGCAGUUUGAGAUGUAUAGGAUCUACGCAGCAUCUGAAGAAUCUGUACGGCGCAGGGUACACGUUAGAAAUGAAAAUAGGCCAGAACAGUCAGAAGUCGAUGCUAGACCCAGAGUUAUCUAUGUCACCGUCACCACUCCGGUCUACUGAGAACUCGCCAUCGCUGGGAGAAGCUGAUGAGGGUGGAUCGGGCGCGGGCUCAGUGUGCGCGGGGGCGGAGGGCGAAGCGGAGGCGGACGCGGAAGCGGAGGCGGUGGACGUGAGCAUACACACGCCACUGGUGGCCGGCACGCCGCCGUCGCGACCACACCACCACAGGACGGAGUCGGGCGGCGGCGCUAGUGCGGACGCGGCGAUCGCGCUGGUGGCGCAGCUGUUCCCGGCGGCCGUGCUCGAGGAGAACUUCGCCGAGAGGCUGGUGUUCUCCGUGCCGCAGUCCUCCGUCUCCAGCCUCGCCAGCUGCUUCCAGCAGAUAGAGGACGCAAAAGAGAAGCUGAACAUAGUGGAGUACAGCUUCAGUCAGACAACACUGGAACAGGUGUUCCUGAAGUUCGCGCAGACAGAGACGGUGGACGCCGAAGCCGACCACUAG